Molecule: messenger RNA, 1368 nt
Organism: Venustampulla echinocandica
Lineage: Eukaryota; Fungi; Ascomycota; Leotiomycetes; Helotiales; Pleuroascaceae
Exons: 3
Coding region: 1-1368 (455 amino acids)
Molecular function (GO): hydrolase activity, acting on carbon-nitrogen (but not peptide) bonds, in cyclic amidines
Source: RefSeq, a predicted model, not a curated record
AUGUCUCCACGGAACUCGGAUGGCGAGGUACCUUUGCUAGCCCUCGAUGGAGUUUAUGUGGCAGGACAGCCCCCAGUCAGUCGAUGGGAUAUAUGUUGUCAAAAGGGCAAAAUAACAUCAAUGACGGAAUCCACCGAACCUCCACAAGAAAAUGCAAUCCGAUUUGUUACUCCAAGCCUUUGUCAUCCACAUAUUCAUUUAGACAAGUGUUUUCUGUUUUCUCAUCCAAGGUACGCGGACUUAGAGAUACAGGAGGGCGAUUUCGCAGAAGCGAUGAAGCUAACUGCUCAGGCAAAAUCUCGAUUUGAGCAUGAAGAUCUCAUGGAAAGAGGUCAGGUGUUAAUUGAAGAGAGCAUAAACUUUGGCGUCACUCAUAUGCGUGCCUUCGUCGAAGUUGAUCUCAGCGUUGGGAUGAAAUGCUUAAAUGCAGGUCUGGCCCUCAAAGAAAAAUUCCGUGAUGACAUUUGCAUUCAAAUUUGUGUUUUUGCUCAGGAUGCUAUUGUCAGCUACGAAGAUGGCGGGUCAGCAAUGAAGAGCUUACUAGAUGCUGCUGCACAGAGAUCUGGUGUUGAAGCUCUUGGAUCAACUCCAUAUGUCGAGGAAAAUGGAAACCGCGAAGCUCAGAUUUCGAAUAUGGAAUUUACCAUUAUGACAGCUAAGAAGUAUGGGCUGCAUCUGGACUUUCAUAUUGAUUACAAUUUGGACCGCGGCAAACCAUGUAUGGUGCUGGAUGCCCUUAACCUUCUGCAUUCCAUGAAAUGGCCUUGCAAUUUGGAAUCGCCAGAUUUUAGGACUAUCGUCUUCGGGCACUGCACGCAUCUCACACUCCUUGGGAAGAGUGAGUGGCUUGGUUUGAAGCAGAAGAUCCAAGGGUUACCAGUCGCAUUCGUGGGUCUCCCCACAUCCGAUAUUUUCAUGAUGGGACGGCCGGAUGAAGAAUCUGGAGGCGGCAACAGGGUUCGAGGCACACUCCAAGUGCCCCAAAUGAUAAAGGAGUACGACUUAAACGCAGCACUAGGGAUCAACAACGUUGGCAAUGCCUUCACGCCCCAUGGCAGUUGCGACCCUCUGAGUCUCGCAAGUUUCGGUGUUGGGAUAUAUCAGGCUGGCACCAGGGAGGACGCUGAUAUCUUACUGCAAUGUAUAUCUCGUCGAGCUCAGCAGGCUAUUGGUCUUACUUCCUCGCCAUCAAACAACAUGAAUCUCAGCGUGGGCGACUCUGCAAACUUUGUAAUAUUCGGCCGCGAGUCAAGCCAUGGAUUUCCAUCUUCGAGCUGGAGAGCGAGGAGAACCACCCAGGAUCUUGUAAAUGAUCCAGUGCCUGAGAGAACUACAGUUUUUAGAGGCCGAAUAGUCAACUAUGGAUGA